Saprolegnia diclina VS20 is the source of this 1279-nucleotide messenger RNA. RefSeq lists its product as hypothetical. The transcript is spliced from 2 exons. Bases 100 to 1254 code for a protein of 384 amino acids. The record is from RefSeq and is a predicted model, not a curated record. NCBI's taxonomy places the organism in Eukaryota, Oomycota, Saprolegniomycetes, Saprolegniales, Saprolegniaceae.
UGACAGGCUGCGUUCGAGCUAGAGGUCGAUCACAUAGCAUGUAUUCUACACCAGCCAUGUCCAUUGACGACGCCGGCGACCACAUUUGCUUUCAACGUCAUGCGGGGGCUCGAUACGCUCGCUCUCCUCGCGGCCACCGCUGCUCUUGCCGCCGCCGAGACGAGCUGCGGCGCCGGAUGGGCGACCCAAUCGAGCACCGGCUUGGCCUGCGGCAUGCAGAUUGCCCUUGUGACGGCCCCGAUCGUCAACGCGGCCGCGGGCACCGAAACCGUAACUUUUACGGUCCACAGUACGUACGGCGACCCCAUCAGCGGCACCGGGUCUGUCGCUGUCUGCUCGUUUGCGACAACGUCGUGCGCGCUCGGCGCCGCGUCGACCUUUGUGCCGGCGACGGCGACCGUCAUUGACGCGACCCACUCCUCGUUCACUGCGACCGUGCCUCUAAAGACGGCAGGCGCCUACUAUCUUGCGCCCAUGUACACCUCGGGGAGCGGCCAAGUGUUUUCCACGGGCGUCAACGCCACGAUCAAGGCAGACGCGACGACGACACCGUCCAAAACAACGGCGCAGACGCCAUCGACAACGACACCGGUGUCGACGACGCCGGGGGCCACCACGCCAUCGGCCUCGACAACCGCGCCGCCGACCGACGCGCCAGCGUCCUCGAGCUCGGGCAUCUCGUCGACGACGAUCCUCAUCAUUGGCAUUGGCAUUUCGCUCGUCUUUCUCAUCUUGCUCGUGGUUGUCUACUUCAAGGUCAAGAAGCGCACGAACGACAUCAACUCGCGCUCGGGCUUGACCGACGCGCCGCCGUCCUCGCAGGGCGGCGAGAUGGAGAUGACGUCGGUUGCGAUUGCAUCCACCGCCAACAAGAUCACGGUCGACCCACUUUCGCGGCGCGCGAUGAUCAACCCGUCGACGUUCUCGAACCGUGCGUCGCUCGAUGCGACAGCGGCGCCGGCCACUGACGACUUUAGCUACCAGCGCUACGCCGGCACGACGCCGACGACCGCGGGCGCCAAGGAGGGAGCCAGUCUUUUCAACCGACCAAGUCUCGCGGUGCAGCAGCGUACACGGGCGCAGCCGCCGCGGACACCGACGACGGGCACACCGACGUCGUUCUUGGCGCCACGACAACUGCCAAGUACAACGACGACGACAACAACCCAUAACCCGUACAAGAACAAUGUGGUGCCACCGGCGCGCCCGACCGGCGCCUACGAGGACGACGAACAAUCGAGCUACAUAUUUUAAUAUCAUGUUGUGCUUUUACCAGACA